Messenger RNA from Alligator sinensis (Chinese alligator), 723 nucleotides. RefSeq names its product olfactory receptor 2T33-like. Lineage: Eukaryota; Metazoa; Chordata; Crocodylia; Alligatoridae. The record is from RefSeq and is a predicted model, not a curated record. The transcript has a single exon. Gene Ontology annotation, molecular function: olfactory receptor activity; G protein-coupled receptor activity. Gene Ontology annotation, biological process: G protein-coupled receptor signaling pathway. Gene Ontology annotation, cellular component: membrane. The coding region runs from base 1 to 723 and encodes 240 amino acids.
AUGGAGACACACAAUACAAGUUCACCAACAGAAUUUGUUCUGCUGGGACUCCUGCACCACACCAGAGCUCACACUUUCGUCCUUGCCAUCAUUUUGCUUGCCUUGGUUACUGCCAUGUCUGGAAAUAGUCUCCUCCUCAUACUAAUCCAGGUGGAUUCCUCCCUUCACACCCCCAUGUACUUCUUCCUCAGUCAACUGGCCUUCAUGGACAUCUGUCAGACCCUGAUUGAAGUCCCCAAAAUGUCCCCAGGCAACCCCAUUUCUCCAGCUGGCUGUGGGGCUCAGAUUUUCCUCACACUGACAAUGGGUGGAGCAGAGUGCCUCCUUCUGGCAGUCAUGGCUUACGACAGGUACGUAGCUAUUUGCAAACCCUUGCAAUACCCCGUCUUGCUGAGCAGGAGAGUCUGCCUGGGGCUGGCAGCUGGGGUCUGGGUUGGGGCAGCUGCAGAUGCCUUGAACCAUUCAGUUUACACCAUGCACCUGCCCUACUGUGGUUCCAAAUAUAUCGACCAAUUCACUUGUGAAAUCCAAUCCCUGCUGAAACUGUCCUGCUCUGACACCUCCCAGUAUGAGACUGUGCUGUAUGUGACUGUAAUUGUGCUGCUCCUCAUCCCUUCUUCCAUCACACUAGCGUCCUACGCUCGCAUCCUCUCCAUGGUCCUGAGGAUGAAGUCAACCAAAGGACAGCAGAAAGCUCUCAAUCUGCCUCCACUGUCAUGCUGA